Messenger RNA from Lathyrus sativus (Indian pea), 3492 nucleotides. The record is from the annotation of a GenBank genome assembly. Lineage: Eukaryota; Viridiplantae; Streptophyta; Magnoliopsida; Fabales; Fabaceae.
AUGGAUGAGGGAAAACAUAAAUCGAGAAAAGAAGAUGGUGAUUCUAAGAGGAGUCAUCGUGAUCGAGAUCGCGAGAGAACGGGUGAAAGAGGCAAGGAUAAGGAUAGAAGUGAUGGUAGGCAUAAGGAUAAUAGGGAGAAGAGGGAUCGGGAAUCGCGAAGACAUGAUAGAGAGAAGAGUACUGAUUCUGAUGAUAAGCAUGAUAGAGAGAGGGAGAAGCGGAGGGAUGUUAAAGAGAAGGAUAAGGCACGGGUUCAUGAUGUUGAUAGGGAAAAAGUGAGGGAUAGGAAGAGGGAAAGGGAUAGGGAAGAGAAAGAAAAGGAGAGAGUGAGGGAGAAAGAAAGAGAAAGAGAAGAGAAAGAAAAAGAGAGAGUGAGGGAGAGGGAAGAGAAGGAAAAGGAGAGAGUAAGGGAGAAAGAAAGAGAAAGAGAAAGAAAGGAGGAUAAGGAGAGGAUUAGAGAGAAAGAAAGGGUAAGGGAAAGGCGGGAUCAUGAGAGAGAGAAGGAAAAGGAAAAGGAAAAGGAAAGAGAUAAAGGGAGGAGAGGACGAGAGAGGGAGAAGCAUAGAGAUGUUGAUAGUGAAAACAGUGAUGGUGAGUUGAGAGAGAGAAAUCGGAAGCGACAUAAGAAAGAAGACGAGGAUUAUAAAGGGAAAGAGAAGGAAAAAAGUUCUAGCAAAUCAAACAGGAAAAUUGAGGGACUUGAUGCAAGCCCUAGAAGAAAGAGUGACGGGGAUGACUCGGAUUCUAAAGACAGAGAAAAAAAACUGACCCGUGAGGAGGAGAUGGAAGAUGAACAAAGGAGGUUGGAUGAUGAAAUGGAAAAGCGGAGGAGAAGAGUUCAAGAGUGGCAAGAGUUAAGGAGGAAGAAGGAAGAGGCGGAAAGAGAAAAGCAAGGUGAAGCAAGUGCUGCUGAACUUGAGUCUGGAAAGGCAUGGACACUUGAAGGGGAGGAAUCUGAUGAUGAAGAAGGAACAGGUAAACAUACUGCUAUGGAUGUAGACGAAGACGACAAACCUGCUGAUAAGGAACCUAUGGAGUCGAUGGUGGUAGAUGUUGACAAUGGAACAGUUGCGCCUGAUUUACAAAAUGGAGAUACUGGUGCUCCUUCAGACGAGGAAAUAGACCCAUUGGAUGCUUUUAUGAAUUCUAUGGUUCUUCCUGAGGUUGAAAAGCUGAACAAUGCUGUUAACUCAACACCUUCUGAUAAAACUUCUGACUUGAAACCCAAAGAUAAAGGGGGCGACCGUAGUAAUGGCGGACAGUCAAGGAAAGGUUCAAGUAAAUCUAUUGGCAGGAUAAUUCCUGGCGAAGAGUCCGACUCAGAUUAUGCAGAUCCUGAAACUGACGGGGAUCCAGUAGAAGAAGAUGAUGACGAGUUCAUGAAAAGAGUGAAGAAAACGAAAGUUGAAAAACUUUCGAUAGUUGACCACUCAAAGAUUGACUAUAUACCAUUCAAAAAGAAUUUCUAUAUUGAAGUGAAGGAGGUCUCAAAAAUGUCUCUUGAAGAAGUUGCAUUAUACAGGAAGCAGUUAGAGUUGAAGAUACAUGGAAAGGAUGUGCCCAAGCCUGUAAAGUCAUGGAACCAGACUGGACUUACAAGCAAAAUUUUGGAUACAAUAAAGAAGGCGAACUUUGAAAAGCCAAUGCCUAUUCAAGCUCAGGCGUUGCCUGUAAUUAUGAGUGGCCGAGAUUGCAUAGGCAUUGCCAAAACCGGGUCAGGUAAAACACUCGCUUUUGUUCUGCCAAUGUUGAGGCAUAUCAAGGAUCAGCCACCAGUUCUUGCAGGAGAUGGACCUAUUGGGCUUAUUAUGGCCCCUACAAGAGAACUUGUUCAACAGAUUCACAGUGAUAUAAAGAAGUUUACAAAGGUAAUGGGUAUCAGGUGUGUCCCUGUCUAUGGAGGCUCUGGUGUCGCUCAACAAAUCAGUGAGUUGAAACGUGGUACUGAGAUAGUGGUUUGUACUCCAGGUAGGAUGAUUGACAUACUAUGCACCAGUAGUGGAAAAAUAACUAACCUGCGCAGAGUCACCUAUUUGGUCAUGGAUGAGGCAGAUCGAAUGUUUGACAUGGGCUUUGAACCUCAAAUCACAAGAAUUGUUCAGAAUAUUCGACCAGAUCGUCAAACAGUUCUCUUCUCUGCUACUUUCCCCCGGCAGGUUGAAAUUUUAGCUCGCAAGGUUUUGAAUAAACCUGUUGAAAUGCAAGUUGGUGGGAGGAGUGUUGUGAACAAAGAUAUUGCACAGUUAGUUGAAGUGAGGCCAGAAAAUGAGAGGUUUCUAAGACUCUUGGAACUACUUGGAGAAUGGUACGAGAAAGGAAAGAUUUUGAUAUUUGUCCACUCACAAGAGAAAUGUGAUGCAUUGUUCAAGGAUCUACUCAGGCACGGUUAUCCUUGUCUUUCUCUUCAUGGAGCUAAGGAUCAAACAGACCGUGAAUCCACAAUAUCUGAUUUUAAAAGCAAUGUUUGCAAUUUGUUGGUUGCGACAAGUAUUGCUGCCAGGGGAUUAGAUGUCAAGGAGCUAGAAUUGGUGAUCAAUUUUGAUGUUCCAAACCACUAUGAAGAUUACGUACAUCGUGUUGGGCGCACUGGUCGUGCUGGCCGGAAAGGUUGUGCCAUCACAUUUAUUUCCGAGGAAGAUGCAAGAUAUGCACCGGAUCUGGUGAAAGCUUUGGAGCUAUCUGAGCAGAUUGUUCCCGAUGAUCUGAAAUCCCUUGCCGAUGGCUUUAUGGUGAAAGUGACUCAAGGACUGGAGCAAGCCCACGGGACUGGUUAUGGAGGCAGUGGCUUUAAAUUUAAUGAAGAAGAAGACGAGGUAAGGAAAGCAGCAAAGAAAGCUCAAGCCAAAGAAUAUGGAUUUGAAGAAGACAAGUCAGAUUCUGAAGAUGAAGAUGACGGUAUUAGGAAGGCAGGAGGUGAUAUCUCACAGCACCCUGCUCUUGCUCAGAUUAUUGCUGCGACAAAAGCAAAUGCUCCCUCAAUGCCUACUCCCAUCUCUGCAACCCAAUUGAUUUCAAAUGGUGGGCUACCUGUUUCUUUGCCAUCUGUUCUUGGUCUCCAGACUGCAACAGUCUUGCCUGGAACAGGGCUACCCCUUGCUACAAAUGAUGGGGCCGCUCGAGCUGCACUAGCUGCUAUAAACCUGCAGCACAACUUGGCUAAAAUACAAUCUGAAGCAUUGCCAGAGCAUUAUGAGGCUGAGCUGGAAAUAAAUGAUUUCCCGCAGAAUGCUCGCUGGAAAGUCACACACAAGGAAACUUUAGGCCCCAUUUCGGAAUGGACUGGAGCUGCCAUUACCACUAGGGGACAAUAUUUCCCACCUGGCAAAGUCGCAGGACCCGGGGAUCGUAAACUCUAUUUGUUCAUUGAAGGUCCUAGUGAGCAGUCGGUUAAGAGAGCCAAAGUAGAAUUGAAGCGUGUUUUGGAAGACAUCACUAAUCAGGCUUUGCAACUACCUGGUGGAACUCAACCAGGCAAAUACUCUGUUGUAUAA